Molecule: messenger RNA, 5027 nt
Organism: Ooceraea biroi (clonal raider ant)
Lineage: Eukaryota; Metazoa; Arthropoda; Insecta; Hymenoptera; Formicidae
Gene: mwh
Product: multiple wing hairs
Biological process (GO): cortical actin cytoskeleton organization; regulation of cell shape; cell migration
Cellular component (GO): cytosol
Molecular function (GO): small GTPase binding; actin filament binding
Source: RefSeq, a predicted model, not a curated record
ACACAUGAGAUAUUACAAAGAUGUGACAAAAAUGUUUAGAAAUUAGCGGUAUUUCCUUGACGUUCUCAUUCGAGUAAAACGUACUGGAUAAAAUUUACAUCUGCGGAAACACAUUAAUUUUUGUCAUGCGUGUAUCCAAUAGGAAACUAUGCGUGGAAACCGUUUCAUCUUACGUCAAGCGUUUCACCUAGAUCGAUAACACUAGCUUCACCGCUGGCAUACGGCAUAUCUAAUGAAAUGAUGCGUCUACAACCAUAAGUCAAUGUGUCACAGAUAUUAAACUGAAGUUUUGCGUCGCAAUUUUUCCUUCCAUUUGCUAUCAGAACUUCAACAUUAUUUUCGAACUUUUUAAUGUACGUGAAAUUCCAUUUUAGAAAUCUCUCCCGAAUCGUUACAUUCUCGAAUAAAGUUCCAUAAACGUUCCUCCGGUUUAUUAAAUAAAUCGAGAUUAAGGGGGCGAAUAUAAAUUUUGCUUUUGGACAUUGCUAGGUUCCGUUAUAAUCCAACAUAUAAUAUUUAAAUAUAAUUCAAGAUUGGCCCCCCUGCUAUUUGCAUUCAAAGAAAUCCGCGUUUGCGGUUCACUUCAGUUUACUUAUCGAAGCGAUCGACAAAGAACGUCGAGAACGCCUCUUUCGUUACCCAUUUUGCAUACGUAUGGCAAGAAAACAAUUUAUUAUCAGCCCCGGCGUGCGUUGUGCCUCCCGUCGUAGCACUGGUGACGUAUCGUGGGGAUAAACUCGGAUAAACUCUGCUUAUAUUACGAAGCAGGUGGAGACGCCGUAUCGCGUCGCAUCGCAUCGCAUCGCGCCGUGCCGGUCGUGCCGCGCGCGCGAGUGCCGCGAGUGCAACUUCAGUAAACCUCCGGCCGUUCCGCGGAACGGAGCGGAGUGGAUCGCGAUUCGAGGAUGGGUCUUUUCGCUCACGUCGUAUCGGUCGUCUCGAGUCACGCGAUUGACACGACGGACCGCAUUUGAAAUCCGACAGUUCUCCCUGUGCAGACUCCUGCGGGUCUGAUGGCUCCAUGUGCCUGAAACCGGAAACAUUUGUUUAAUUUCAGCGAGUCGGACAUGGCGCCCAACGCGGAGGAGGAGCUGCUGGUCGUGAAACCGUGGGGACCGCAACCGGAAAAGGAACGUUUGAGGCCGCCCACGUACAACGCCGAGGACUACGCGAUCGCGCUGAGACGAUGGGGAAGACGGCCACUGGGGACCGUUCAGGACUCCCAGGGUACCUUGCCAUCGACAACCAGUUCGAGUUCCGGCUAUGCAUCCGGAAGCGGCGAGAUGACCCUGCGACAAUUCACGUCGGUCAGCGAGUUGCUGAACAAACUCCGAGCCGACCUUAGGCUUGCUUUUCCCAGCUUCGUGCAGGAAUUCGCCUCUCCGCCGGCGGACGGGAUCACCCUGUUGCUGGAGACUCUGCGCGGUGUUCAACUGGCCCAGAGCUCGCCACCGAACUCGGGGCAGACCGGUCCACGCGUUGGCACCCGAAGAGCCGCCCUGGAUGAGCUGGGAUGUGUCGAGUGUCUGGCCGCGUGUGGCGAACGAUGCGCCGAUGCGCCACGGCUGCUAGUGCAGGCGCAACCCGGCCUCCUGGCUCUCGCGGUCUGUCUAACCAGUAGCCUGAACCGGUCCCGGGUUCUGGCUCUUCAGCUCUUGACGAAAGUGUGCCAGGCGCCAGGUGGACACGCGGCCGUCUCGGAAGCGGUGUCGACGCUGAGGCUCAAGUACGGGGAAGGCGGAAGAUUCCGUUUUCUGGCGGGCGCCCUUCUAGCUCCCAGGGCGGCGAUCGCCCUGAGGGUCGCGGGAGUCUCGUUUCUAAACGCCUUCUUGAGAUCCGCGCCUCGCACGCAAACCAGGUUGUACAUUCAGGCUGAAGCCUGCGAAGCUGGCCUAGAGCCGCAGGUUCUUCAGGAAUGGCUGAGGGAAUUUGACGGGUGCGAGGAAGACGCCUUAACUGAUUUAUUGCACAAGGAAGUCCAGAAGUGGACGCACAACUGCGUAGACGUGGACGCGCUGCAGCACAGGGUAAUGCGCGCCGAGGAAACCUGCAGGAUACUUAGCAAAAAGGUCUCGCUUCUGCAAAUGCAGCUCGAGAAGCGGAACGAUCGCAGCCUGGAACAGCAAAAUCAAGAAUCCACGACGCCGAUCGUUCUCACCACCACAAAGAGUCCAAAGGUAUCCUCAAACGCGGAGGACGAGGGUAUCAGUUCUUCGGAGAGAUCCAGCAGCCCCGAAGAUACGAAGCACCAGACGAGGACCGCUCUCCAGAAAGCAUCGGCGACGCAGAACAACGAUCAGGAAACGACGAUAGACGAUGUGAUCGAGGAGCUGAGAAUCAUCGUGAAAGACGCCGAGGAAAAGUUCAGCGAUAAGAGUCAGGAGCUGAACCAUCGCGCCAACGCCGAUCAGGAGAUUGUUCGCAACGGGCAGGAAUCAACCGCCGAUAAAUUACACAGGACCAAUUCGAAGAUCUCGGUGAACAACUCCGAGACUUAUACGUACGACAAGGUAUCCAAGAGAGACCGACACGUGGACGUGUCGAAGACGCGAAGAUCAAACGCGGGCUCCAGCGUGUCUCAGGGUCCGAUGAAAGGUGAGCAAGUGACUUACUUUGGCAAUCAGGAACAGGAUUACAGCACGGAUUCGAGCGGCACAAAGAGGCUGAGCCCUGGCGGGCCGCAUAGGUCGUCCAAGACGUCGAUAGAAGGUAGCGUGAAGAUUGUCGUCAAGGGACCGGACGUGGAAGAAGCGAUAGUACCGACAAUUCUGCACCCACAACCGCCCAGGCGAGCCCCUCCCUGCCUGUCAACAAUCAUGGCUAGCAGACAUUGCGACUUUGGCGAUCACGCGGAAAUCUACAACUCUCACGACGAAGAAGCCGAGGAGGAGACCUUAGGUGAUGGCAGCGACUCUUUGCUGAGCGCCUCCAGGCUCAAGUAUAAUGGCAAGCAUCAUCACAUGUACAAUGAGCAAACGAGGACUCUUAACGUCGAUCAGUCGCAGAAACAAGCCAAGAGUGACACCAUUUUAAUCGGAUCGAAUCAUGUGGACGUCAAGUUCAGAAAGAGUCUCGAUGAUCUGCGUCAUUUUGAGGAGAGCGACACGAGGAACAAGAAAACGCUGAGGAACUAUGAGGUUUCAAACGGAUCGAGAAUGAUUACGGACGUCGGACAAAUCAACGUUUACAGACAAUUCGAGUCCGUCGUUGCCAAGGGGUUUGAAACAUCCUCCGGACGAUCGGCCGAUCAGCGGACGAUUCAUCGGCACAGCUCCAAGUACAGAAGCGAAGUGGAGAAGAAGAGAAAAUACUUACGUCGCUCGGCCAGCCAUGAUUAUCUCGAGUCGAAUGUGUCAAGUCCGCAGUCGAGGCGGUCGGGUAGUAAAGUGGAGUGUCGCAUCCGGAAAUUCGAGAGUCUGAACUCCUUCGAUGAGCACCGCAGCUUGCAGAAUUACGAACGAUCGAACAUCUCGGAGGGUCUCAGUAAACGAGAGCAAACGCUGCUGCUGCUGGAUCCCGUGCGAUCAAAGAUGUGCCGGUCAGAGUCGUUCCAUCACGUCUCCCAUCACGCGUCAUCAAAGAAAGAUCAGUGCUCGUCGAAGGGGGAGAGUGACAGCGGUCUCUUCUACGUGACAGACUUUAAUCUGGAGCCCCUCGUCACGAGGCGACCGCGAUCGAUCGACGCGCCAAAGUCACCUAGUCUGCUGACGAAAUCUCUGGACAGGAUUGACGAGGGCCUGGAUUCGAUGGUUGACAUUGUCAUCACACAAGAGCAGAGUCAGUGGAAUAAGCGUCAGUCGAAGGCGAACAGGGUCUCCCGCGAUGACAGGCAGCUAACGAGAUCACGAUCGACGAAGCUCGACGAUUUUCGAGGUAACUCCCCCGAGUAUUCCAACGUUCCACAGGCAAAGCGAGAUAGUAUCCCUUCCAAAAGCAAGCAUCUGAAGAACGACGAACUAUGCCACGUCAACAAUAAGCAAUUGAGGAGCGACGAGCUAUACGAGGAACAGAGAAAUCGCGAGUGGAAUUAUCAUAACGAACUGAAUUACGCGAGGAGCAAGGGCGAGAACAGUCCAGAAGACUCGCCGAUAAUACUAUCGCAAAAUGGCAUGAGGCACAAUUCCUUCUGCCAGAAGGACAACAUAGGCAACAAGUUCUCCGGCAGACCGAACGAAUCGGGGAUCUUUGCUGGGCGAACGUAUGACACAUUCGGUCUCGGCAAGAGUCGUUUCAACGCGGGAAAAUACUCUGGGAAUCAGCAGAUCAAGGAGAGUCCGAUAGGCCGAAGAAACACGACCUCCUCGCUGAUGGCGAAACGCGGGAAGGUGACGGACGUCGUCUCGGGUCUUUAUUGAACGCUUCUGUAUUGUACGUAGCUCUAAAAAGCGAAAGGAAGCUAUUCGCAUCGCCAUUAUUUCUCCAUGUAGAACAGCGACUAAUUCUCAUUUAACUUAUUUAAAGAAAAAAAUGAACGAUGCAUCUUAUCGAUUAAUAUAUGAAUGAAUAGAGAUGAUUAAGAUAUCAAGAUAAUCCUGAGUGCAAUAUUUUUGAGUAUUAUUACGAUGUUAUACACCUGUAACAGUUUACAUUUACACGAAAUACGCAUAUUUUCAUAACGUUAAUUUUCCAGGUGAUGGACUCUUAUGUGCCUUCACUACGUUGUGUGAUAUGGGUUUUAUUUAACAACGUUUGUAAAUGCAAUAGUAGUGCAAGUGCCAAUUAAGACUGUAUACUUGGUAGAUUUCUACACGUUAUAUGUAUAUAUAAAUGUGGAGAUGAUCGAAACGUAGAUAUUUAUAACGCAUCACGGAAAUAACGCUUAGGUGAGACAGCAGGAUUAUUAACUUUUCAAAUUACAAAAAUUAUUGUUCUUUGCGUUAGGGAAGUAAGAAUAAGAUGUUUUUAUUAAGAAAUGACUUUAUUUCCUACAUCGCUUUUAAUUUAUUAUUUCGUGUGCUUAAUAUCAGUCAAAUAAGAGAUUGUAACUAUAUAACAUUCUGUUUAAUAAAAUUCAGUUUUUCUUCCUG